This is a messenger RNA of Gorilla gorilla gorilla (western lowland gorilla), 4878 nucleotides long. RefSeq names its product olfactory receptor family 4 subfamily K member 17 (gene OR4K17). Gene Ontology annotation, molecular function: olfactory receptor activity; G protein-coupled receptor activity. NCBI's taxonomy places the organism in Eukaryota, Metazoa, Chordata, Mammalia, Primates, Hominidae. Gene Ontology annotation, biological process: G protein-coupled receptor signaling pathway. Gene Ontology annotation, cellular component: membrane. The transcript has 2 exons. Bases 175 to 1125 code for a protein of 316 amino acids. The record is from RefSeq and is a predicted model, not a curated record.
CCUAAUUCUAAGAGAGACGAUAUUAGGAACUCCCCUGAUUGGAGUCUAGAUACUUUAGUGACUUGUUUCUUCUAUGGAACUAUAAGCUGAGAAGGUGCAUGCCCUUCUCGAUAUUGUCCCCUCUGAACCCAUGGCCCUGACUGCUUCUGAACUGGUCAUCUAAGAGUGAGUUGUAUGAUGGAGUCCAUGAAACUAUUAAAUCAAUCUCAAGUGUCAGAAUUCAUUUUGCUGGGACUGACCAGCUCCCAGGAUAUAGAGUUUCUUCUCUUUGCCCUCUUCUCGGUUAUCUAUGUGGUCACAGUUUUGGGUAACCUUCUUAUUAUAGUCACAGUGUUUAACACCUCUAACCUGAAUACUCCUAUGUAUUUUCUCCUUGGUAAUCUCUCUUUUGUAGAUAUGACCCUUGCUUCCUUUGCCACCCCUAAGAUGAUUCUGAACUUGUUAAAAAAGCAGAAGAUAAUUUCUUUUGCUGGGUGCUUCACUCAGAUAUUUCUCCUUCACUUGUUGGGUGGGGUUGAAAUGGUACUGUUGGUCUCCAUGGCUUUUGACAGAUAUGUGGCCAUUUGUAAGCCCCUACACUACAUGACCAUCAUGAACAAGAAGGUAUGUGUUUUGCUUGUAGUGACCUCAUGGCUCCUGGGUCUCCUUCACUCAGGGCUUCAGAUACCCUUUGCUGUGAACUUGCCCUUUUGUGGUCCCAAUGUGGUAGACAGCAUUUUUUGUGACCUCCCUUUGGUUACUAAGCUUGCCUGUAUAGACACAUAUUUUGUACAAAUAGUCAUUGUUGCCAACAGUGGCAUAAUCUCCCUGAGCUGUUUCAUUAUUUUGCUUAUCUCCUACAGUCUGAUCCUCAUAACCAUUAAGAACCACUCUCCUACUGGGCAAUCUAAAGCCCGUUCCACUUUGACUGCUCACAUCACAGUGGUGAUUCUCUUCUUUGGCCCAUGCAUCUUUAUCUAUAUCUGGCCCUUCAGCAACCACUCUGUAGAUAAGUUCCUUGCUGUAUUUUACACCAUCAUCACUCCUAUCUUGAAUCCAGUUAUCUAUACUCUGAGAAACAAAGAAAUGAAGAUAUCCAUGAAAAAACUCUGGAGAGCUUUUGUGAAUUCUAGAGAAGAUACUUAGAUUAAAAAUAUAAUGGUAGAGGCCGGGCAUGGUGGCUGAUGCCUGUAAUCCCAACACUUUGGGAGGAAUAUCGGGGGAACCAGCCCCCAGUAUUUCACAUAGGUUCUUUUCUAUUUUCCCUAAGUGUCAGCUGGUCUGAGAAAUAAAGGGAAAGAAUACAAAAGAGAGAAAUUUUAAAGCUGGGUGUCCAGGGGAGACAUCACAUGUCAGCGGGUUCCAUCAUGCCCCCCAAGCUGCAAAACCAGCAAGUUUUUAUUAUGGAUUUCAAAAGGGAGGGAGUGUACGAAUAGGGUGUGGGUCACAGAGAUCACAUGCAUCACAAGGCAAUAAAAUAUCACAAGGCAAAUGGGGACAGAGCAAGAUCAGAGGACCAGGGUGAAAUUAAAAUUGCUAAUGAAGUUUUAUGUCCCACUGGGCACGCAUUGUCAUUGAUAACAUCUUAUCAGGAGACAGGGUUUGAGAGCAGACAACCGGUCUGACUAAAAUUUACUAGGCAGGAAUUUCCUCAUCCUAAUAGGCCUGGGGACACUACAGGAGACUGGGGCUUAUUUCAUCCCUUAUCUACAGCCGUAUGAGACAGACAUUGCCAGAGCGGCUAUUUUAGAGACCUCCCCCUAGGAAUGCAUUCUCUUUCUCAGGGUUAUUCCUUGCUGAGAAAAAGAAUUCAGUGAUAUUUCUCAUAUUCACUUUUGUAAGAAGAGAAAUAUGACUCUGUUCCACCCAGCUCCCAGGCAGUCAGACCUAAUGGUUAUCUCUCUUGUUCCCUGAACAUCGCUGUUAUCCUGUUCUUUUUUCAAAGUGCCCAGAUUUCAUAUUGUUUAAACACACAUGCUUUAUGAACAAUUUGUGCCAUUAACGUAAUCAUCACAGGGUCCUGAGGCAACAUACAUCCUCAGCUUAAGAAGAUGACGGGAUUAAGAGACUAAAGUAAAGACAGGCAUAGGAAAUCACAAGAGUAUUGAUUGGGGAAGUGAUAAAUGUCCAUGAAAUUUUCACAAUUUAUGUUCAGAGACUGUAGUAAAGACAGGCAUAAGAAAUUAUAAAAAUAUUAAUUUGGGGAACUAAUAAAUGUCCAUGAAAUCUUCACAAUUUAUGUUCUUCUGUCAUGGCUUCAGGAGGUCCCUCCGUUCAGGGUCCCUGACUUCCCGCAACAGAGCCAAGGCAGGUAGAUCACUUGAGGUCAGGAGUUUGAGACCAGCCUGGCCAACAUGGCGAAACCCUGCCUCUACCAAAAAUACAAAAAUUAGCCAGGCGUGGUGAUGCAUCCCUGCAAUCCCAGCUAUUCGGGAGGCUGAGGCAGGAGAAUUGCUUGAACCCAGGAGGCAGAGGCUUCAGUGAGCUGAGAUUGUGUCACUGCCCUCCAGCCUGGGUGACAGAGUGAGACUACAUCUUAAAAUAAUAAUAAUAAUAGUAGCAGAGAAACAAUAAUUUUUUAUAUUUUUAAAGGUUUCCCUUAAGUAUAGAGUUAUUAGCUACAAUGAGAUGAAGGCAAGUAAAAUGCAGUAAGAUUACAGUAGUGAGUCAAGAAUAUUUUUAAUGGAGCACCAAAAAUAAUAAAUUAUUGAUUUUUAAAAUGUUGACUGAGUUAUAAAAGGUGUCAAAGACUCACUUGUCCUUCAGAGGAGCUUGAUAGAUAUGUACUUUGUUUAGGUAUUACAAUGGCUUUUGAUGUAAAUGAAAUAAAGUGAAUCCUCAAAAUGUCUGUCACAUUUUUACUGUAUAAUUGAUUUAAAUGAUUUGGCACUCACUGUGAGAUCAUGUUUGGUUCUCUUUCUUCUUUACAAUAUUAAUGUCUAAGUCAGCACUCAUAUGCAGUGUCUCCUAAGAAACCAGUAAUUCAGACUUUCCAUAUCUACCUACACUCAUUUUUCUUGUAGCUUCCAAAAUGAGAAUUCAUGAAGAUAACUUUAUGGUUGUUAAUAUUAUAAAAUCUCACUCCCACCUCCUUGUCCCCAUGUAUUUCAAUUCAAAAAAACUGUGCAUCUGACUCCAAAAAGAAAAUUAUACAUUCUAGGUAAAUGAACUCUAGUCCUAGAACCAAGAUGGUUUUCUUGUGUGACUGUGUGCUGAGCACCAGCUCAGCCACCACAGAGAAUUAGUUUCUACCUCCAACUCAGAGCCACUGCAACUCUGCACUUACCCAUACUUCCAUCACAAGGUCCCUGGCUAUUUCAAAAGCACCUGCACCUUGCAUACCAUUAUAGUUUGGGCAGUGGAAUUCCUGGGCCCAGAUACUGCUGCCAUUACUAUCCCAAACCACAGAUCUAUAGUACGUCCAUUCAUACCUGUGCUUAUGGCUCCAGAUCCAUGGCUUCCCCUAGGGUACCCCUCGUCAGACAUUUAUGCCAAAACCACCACAAGCAGUUUCUCAAGCUGGACCCAGUGCCAAGAGGGAUUCCUCCAGCCACAACAUCCCCAAUGGGAGAAAAAGAGAUAGAAAGGACUUUAGCAGCCCUAGCCACCAAAGACCACAACAAUUUUUGUCACCACUUCAAACAUCUACAUCAUUGGCUACUGAAGUUCCCUACAAUCUUCAUCAAUGCCAACCUCAGCUGGAGGAGCUACACAAACACGACACUGCUGCACCUUCACAAUAGUCAGAGCAGUUGUGUUUUACUCAACCAAUCCCCUCACACCUCCAUACAGAGGAAGUUCUUUCCAUACUGAAACCAGCCUGUAAAGUCUGGAAGAGAUGACUGCUCCAACAAAUGCACAGAAAUCUACUUAAGACAACAAGAAACACGAAAAACCAAAAGGGAAUAUCACCAUGAAAGGAACACAAUAAUUUUCCAGUAUCUGUCUCCAAAGAAACAGAGACCUAUGAACUCCCAGACAAAGACUUCACAAUAAUUGUCUUAAGGAAGUGCAGUAAAGUCCAAGAACAUACAGGGAAAUAAUUCAACAAAAUCAAGCAAACAACAAACAAAAAAAUGGGGAAAUUUGAUGAAGAGAUUGAAAUAGUUUUUAAAAUUCCAGAAAUUUGUUUAAAAAUAAAUAACAUAAAAAUAUGUAAAUUGUGACAGUAAAAACAUAAAAUGUGUGGAGGAGGUAGAAUAAAAGUGUAGACUUUUUAAAUGCAAUCAAAGUUAGGUAUUUAUUCACUUAAAAUAGUCUAUGAUAACCAUAAGAUGUGUUAUGUAAGCCUUAUGGUAACUACAAAUGAAAAACCUAUAGAGCAUUUACAAAAACAAAAAAAUAAAAAAUCAAAGCAUAUACUGGAGAAAAUAAACUAUGAAUAAAUGAAGACAAAAGAUAAAGAUGAAGCAAAAGAAAAUGAAGGGAACAAAGGGUGUAAAAAAUAACCAGAAAACAAUUAAUAAAAUGGAGGUACUAAGCACAGUCAGUUUUCUGGCAUAUCCAUAGGUUUUACAUUCACAGACUCAAUCAACCACAGAUCAAAACUAUCAAAAAUAAAUAAAUAAAUAACAGCACAACAAUAAAAAUAAUACAAAAUUUUAAAACCAGUAUGACAACUAUUUACAUUUUAUUUGAUAUUAUAAGUUAUCUAGAGUUGGUAUAAAUCAUACAACAGAAUGCAUGUAAGUUUUAUGCAAAUACUGUGACAUUUUGUAUAAGGGACUUAAGCAUCUAUAAAUUUUGAUAAUCACAGGGAGGUCUUGGAGCCUAUUGCCUAAAGUCACUGAGGGAUGACUCUACUUACCUACCAACAAUUAUCUGGAAUGUGAAUGAAUUAAAUUAUCUGAACAAAAGACACAGAGUGGCUAAAUGAAUAAAAAGAUAAAACCCAACUAC